Messenger RNA from Acanthosepion pharaonis, 1788 nucleotides. Lineage: Eukaryota; Metazoa; Mollusca; Cephalopoda; Sepiida; Sepiidae. The record is from the annotation of a GenBank genome assembly.
AUGACAUUCCGAACUAGUAACAUUCUCUAUGACCCACACGAUUCCACAACACACCGUAAACUAAUUGUUGCCAUAACCAUAGCUCAUGAAUUAGCUCAUCAGUGGUUUGGUAAUUAUGUAACAAUGAAAUGGUGGAAUGAUCUUUGGUUAAAUGAAGGAUUUGCAACUUUUAUGGGAUACAUUGGUGCCAAUGUCAUCAACAGUGAUUACGAAGUGUUUGAAUUAUUUGUCCUUGAUGUUUUGUGGAGUGGUUUGAAGGCUGAUUCUUUAAUGUCCUCACAUCCAAUUGAAGUCCAAGUCAGUAAACCUGAGGAUAUCAGUUCCAUAUUUGAUCUGAUAUCUUAUAAAAAGGGUGGAUCGAUCAUUCGAAUGAUGCGCCAUUUUCUGGGGUCAGCUGUUUUUGAGAAAAGACUCAAUAAUUACCUGAAUAAAUAUGCCUACAAGAAUGCACAAACGGAUGACUUGUGGGAAGCUAUGUCUGGGUCAUCAUCAGAAGGUGACCGUUUGGAUGUAAAGACCAUCAUGGACACUUGGACAAAGCAGAUGGGGUAUCCUGUUGUCAUGGUUGAAAUACGAGGAGAACAAGUCACAGUUAAACAAGAGAGAUUCCUUUUAUCAACCCUUGCCAACACAAGCAACAUACCUCGUUCUCUUUUUAACUACAAAUGGUACAUUCCUAUGACCUAUGUUUCCUCAACGGAGCCAACCAAUCCACACACAGUUUGGUUGAAUAUGAGCUCAGCAACAUUUACAGUUCCUGAAGGAACGUCAUGGGUGAAAGCCAACUACAGAAGUUUUGGUUUUUAUCGUGUCAACUAUGAAGAAGCAACUUGGAAGGCUUUGAUUUCAGAGCUUACAACCAAUCACAAGGUUUUUCAACCAGAAGACCGGGCAACACUAAUGGAUGACUUGUGCAAUAUGGCAAGAGCUGGGAAAGUAGAAUAUACUUUGUGCUUAGAAGUGACAGAAUAUUUAGUACAAGAGGAUGAAUACGUUCCAUUUACUGUUGGCAUUUCAAAUCUUCUCUUCAUGAAAAAAUUCAUGGCCACCCUUCCCACAUAUGAAUGGUACAAGAAUUAUAUUUUGAAACUUUUGUCAAACCAACUGAAAAUCUUAGGAUGGAAAACUGAUGGUGCUCCUUUGAAAAGAUCCCUGCGGUCAUUUGUUCUAAAAAUUGCAAUUGAAAUGGGAAAUCGAGCUAUUGUGAACAGGGGCCAAGAAAUCUUCCAGGAAUGGCGCUAUAAUAAUAGAAGCAUUCAUCCGGACUUAUUUGACUCUGUCUUGUUGGCCUCAAUGGCUGAUGGCUCUUCAGAAAACUGGAAUUAUUUGUGGCAAACCUACACAGAGACCAGCAACCCGAUUUUAAAAAGUAACCUUCUAAGAGCGUUGGGUAGAACUCCUAAUGCAAAUGAUUUAAAUCGUUAUCUGAGUAUCUCAACUCAAAGAGAUUUUAUCAGAAUUCAAGACCUCAGCUCCGUUUUCUAUUCUCUGAGUUCAAGCCAAACUGGACAGCUUCUUGCAUGGCGACAUCUCAAACUAAACUGGAAAAGUUUGCAAGAAAGGUUUCACGGCAGCACUUUUGGUUUGAGCAACAUCAUUGAAAGCGUCAUCAUUAAAUUUGUGACUGAAAUGGAUUACCAUGAGGUGAUUGAAUUCUUUAGAGGUAAAGAUUUGGGUACCAGUAAACGGACAGUUGACAACACAAUUGAGGUCAUUCGUAUGAAUGUCGACUGGAUGGCAAGGAAUCAUGUCAAAGUUUCUAAGUGGUUCCGGGAACAUGGUCAAUAA